This is a messenger RNA of Ziziphus jujuba (common jujube), 2726 nucleotides long. RefSeq names its product protein transport protein SEC23 D. NCBI's taxonomy places the organism in Eukaryota, Viridiplantae, Streptophyta, Magnoliopsida, Rosales, Rhamnaceae. The transcript is spliced from 14 exons. Gene Ontology annotation, biological process: intracellular protein transport; COPII-coated vesicle cargo loading; endoplasmic reticulum to Golgi vesicle-mediated transport. The record is from RefSeq and is a predicted model, not a curated record. Gene Ontology annotation, molecular function: zinc ion binding; SNARE binding. Gene Ontology annotation, cellular component: endoplasmic reticulum exit site; COPII vesicle coat. The coding region runs from base 94 to 2325 and encodes 743 amino acids.
CUGCACUUGUUAAUCCAUCUAACCUGCACGCCCUUUAGUCCACCUCCCAUCAACCGUUUGUUUCCCGAGAAAAACCGAAAAGAAAAAAGCAGCAUGGCGGUUCGACCGACGGUCUCGCGGUUCCCUGUAGACCCAGACGCACAGGAGAGCUCGGGGAUGCCAUGGGGCGUGACGGUGACGCCGUUUGCCGCCAAGGACGAGAACGGGCAGUCGCCGGUGUACGGAUCGGACGGCCAUCUCUUGCCCCGUUGCGACAGUUGCUGGGCCUACUUCAACACGUACUGUGAGCUGGACCAAUGGAGCUGGACUUGUUCCCUCUGUGGCCAACCCAACGGCCUCUCUUCCAAGGCCAUUGCUCGCUACUCUCACCCUCAGUCCUGUGCCGAGAUGAUGUCCUCCUUCAUAGAUCUCGAGCUUCCUGUGGAAGGAUCUGAUGAAGCAAUGCAACCUCGACCGGUGUAUGUUGCGGCGGUUGAUUUGUGUUCCUCAGAAGAGUUUUUGGAGCUUACUAAGAGUGCGCUUCUGGCUGCUCUAGAAGCUCUUGGGCCUGGUUCACUGUUUGGGCUUGCUACUUUCAGCCACAAACUGGGGUUGUAUGAUGUGCAAGGGCCUAUACCAGUUGUCAAGAAUGUUUUCAUUCCCCCUGAUGCAGAGGGCACCCUACCAGUUGAACUUGAAGAUGUCAUGCCUUUGCUUCAAUUUUUGGCUCCAGUAGAAACUUGUAAAGAUCGUAUUGCAUCUGCUCUUGAAACUCUAAGACCAGCAACUUCAUGGGAGAGAACGACAGGAGCAGGUCAAGGACUGGACGGUAUUUUGAUGGGUGGGAGAGGUUUUGGGGUGGCAAUGGAAGCCCUUUUUAAUUAUCUUGGUUCAGAAUAUGGAAGCAUAUUUGCAUUAGCUAGAGUCUUUGCUUUUCUAUCUGGCCCUCCUGAUUAUGGAGCUGGGCAGCUUGAUACAAGACGGUAUGGUGAACAAUAUGCUAGUAAAGGAGAGGAUGCAGACCGUGCUUUGCUUCCUGAGCAGACACCAUUUUACAAAGAUCUGGCUGCCAUCGCUGUUCAAUCAGGUGUUUGUGUGGACAUAUUUGCUGUUACCAAUGAGUAUACAGACUUGGCAUCAUUAAAGUUUCUUAGCAUAGAAAGCGGAGGCUCAUUGUUGUUGUAUUCAAAUACUGAUGACUCAACCCUUCCUCAGGACAUGUAUCGGAUGCUAAGUAGACCAUAUGCUUUUGGUUGUAUCAUGCGAUUGAGGACAUCUUCUGAAUUCAAACCUGGCCAUUCUUAUGGACAUUUCUUUCCAGAUCCACAAUAUGAGAAUGUUCAACACAUUAUUUGUUGUGAUUCUUAUGCCACAUAUGCAUAUGAUUUUGAGUUUGCAAACACCGAUGGUUUCUCGAGAAAUGGAACGGAACCUCCUGUCAUACAGAUUGCAUUUCAAUACACUGUUGUUGUGCCGCCUGAGGAGCUUUCAAACUCAGUGCUGGUUUCCUCAAAUAGGAGCAAGCAUUCCCUUAAGCGUCGGCUAAGAAUUCGCACUUUGCAAUUUGGAACUGCUCAAAACAUUACAGAACUCUAUGACAGUGUUGAACACGAGGUGGUUUUGUCAUUACUUGUUCACAAGGUUAUAUUAGCCUCACUGGAGCAAGGUGUUCGGGAGGGGAGGAUGUUGCUUCAUGAUUGGCUAGUAAUCCUCACAGCUCAGUACAAUGACGCUUAUAGACUUGUUCAGUACAGGAAUGGAAGUUCGAUGACUUCUCAGGUCGACGUUGCAUUCUCACAAUGCCCACAACUGCAGCAUUUACCUCGCCUAGUUUUUGCUUUGCUUCGAAAUCCUCUGCUCCUUUUUCAUGAAGAAGGUGUUCAUCCUGACUACAGAAUCUACCUUCAGUGCCUAUUCAGUGCACUGGAACCAAGUUCCCUUCAUCGUGCUGUUUAUCCUGUGCUGACCUCAUAUUCUACUCCAGAUAAGCAAGCAUAUCCACGUCACUCAUUAAGUCGUGCAGCACUGAUUACUAGCGGAAGUCCAAUAUUUUUCCUUGAUGCAUUUACAACUCUGAUAGUGUUUUAUUCUUCCACAGCAGACCCUACACUUCCAUUUCCUCCACCUCAUGAUUGUCUGCUGCGGAGUACAAUUAACAAAUUAAAGCAACAGAGAUGUAUCACUCCGAAACUUAUGUUUAUCCGGGGAGGCCAGGAUGAUGCUACCCCUUUUGAGAACUAUCUUAUUGAGGAACAAGACGUCGAUGGAAGUGGUCUGACUAGUGUCAUGGGUUUUGUUUCCUUUCUUGAAGAUGUCACACGGAGUGUAGUGGAAUAUAUGAAGUAAAAUUCUGUUGCGAACUAAUUGAUCUCGAAAGUCUAAAAAUUACAGGAAGAGGGUACAACCACCACAACCAUCAAGGCGCUUGAAGUGAAGUGGUCUUCCAAGGUUGAAUAAUUGCUCAAAAUCUCAGGUCAAUCAGCAUCGAAGAGUUCCAUUCUCAUCGUUGAAACAACUUAGCGAUUGUUAAAAUAAUUUACUCUCAAGAGUGCCAAAUUAUACAGAAAUUACAAUGAGUUUCCAAUUUUUCUACCAUUUCUGAACGAAAGUUUCAGACGUGUAAGAGCUGCCCUUCUUAUUUUUUUGGUUGGUAUAUCGCCCAUAUAUUUUUUUUUUUGGUUACAUCAUGAGUAUGUAUACAUAAGGAGGUGAUGAAGCUGUACUAAGAGUUGACUUUUGUUUUGCUA